AGUUUGCUUGGCUGUAAAUCAUAAUCUUGCUAAUUAGACUCUGGAAAAGCUAUGGACAACUACAGAAUACUGAAAAAGAUUGGUAGCGGCAGCUUUGCUAAAGUCUACACUGCUCUUGACAAGACUACAAAUGAAAAGGUCGCUCUUAAAGUGAUCAACAAGGCCAACAUCUCAUCUGGAAAGCUUCGAGAGAGGCUGGAACGAGAAAUAGAGAACAUGAAAACUCUUAAGCACAAACACAUCGUCUCUUAUUAUGACAGUUUCGAAACAGAGAAAGAAAUGUGUAUCGCUAUGGAAUAUGUAUCUGGUGGCGAGCUAUUUGACUACAUUGCAGAGAAGCAAGGGCUAGGCGAAACAGAAGCAAGGCGCUUGUUCUCACAGAUUGCUUGUGCUGUCCACCACUGUCACUUGAACAAUAUAUCUCACCGUGACCUUAAACUCGAGAACAUUCUCCUGACGGAAUCAAAGCAAGCCAAAGUCAUCGACUUUGGAUUCUCAAAAGAGACUCAUCCCAACGCAAUGACUGCAACGUAUUGUGGCAGUGCACUGUACGCUUCACCAGAAAUGAUCAUUGGAAAGCCAUACCAGGGACCAGAGUGUGAUGUAUGGAGCUUAGGAAUCAUCCUGUUUGGCAUGUUAACCGCAUGCAUGCCAUUCGAUGACUCUAACUGGGGCAGCUUCAUAACUAGCAUCAGCCGAUCAGACUAUCCUGAACCACCAAACACAUCACAAAAUGCUAAACACCUCAUUUCAAGGAUGCUUGAUCCAUGUGCAGCUACUCGUGCAACUAUCAGUGAAGUACUCAGUCAUCCAUGGCUCAACCCAGCUCCAAGGAAAAGCUCACUUCAGUUACCACCACUGGCCAGGAGACGACAGGGCAUCUCUCACUCCAAAAGCAUUGCAUUGGAAAUCACUAAGAGCAUCAUGACUGAAGCUGGACUAUCAUGCACCUGUGACUGCCACUCCAGAAGUGAAAUGCGUGAUUCAGCUAUAAGACUUCACUGCGAGAGUUGUGAACCAAUGAGUCCAACUGAAGGAAAAAGCAGACCACUGGACAACAGUUCUUCAACAAUGCAGAGCACUACCAGCUUAUGCAGUAGCGGAUAUUCAUCUAGUACAGAGUCGCUAGUCACUUCACCUCCUGCUCUAACUCAAUCAUCAUAUACCAAACCUGUUCCUGCUAACAGUGAACUUGUUGAUAUUGUUUUUGUAUAAUAACUUUCGUAUGCAUGAAAUUCACUCUCACACACACACAAAUAAUUAUGCACUAAGAACAUAUCACCAUCUAUUACUAAUAUCACUUUUUUAUCACAUUCUGACUGGUAUUUUUUAUGUUGUUUUUUGUGUACCUCCAUUGUUCUGUACAAAUUUAUUGUGUGAACAAUAAUUGUUAAUUCUAACACAA
Amphimedon queenslandica is the source of this 1405-nucleotide messenger RNA. Its product is annotated as SNF1-related protein kinase catalytic subunit alpha KIN10-like. The record is from RefSeq and is a predicted model, not a curated record. Gene Ontology annotation, cellular component: cytoplasm. Gene Ontology annotation, molecular function: tau-protein kinase activity; ATP binding. The transcript has 5 exons. The coding region runs from base 52 to 1215 and encodes 387 amino acids. NCBI's taxonomy places the organism in Eukaryota, Metazoa, Porifera, Demospongiae, Haplosclerida, Niphatidae. Gene Ontology annotation, biological process: microtubule cytoskeleton organization; intracellular signal transduction; protein phosphorylation.